GGAAGAGACAAUACCACCACCAAACACAUUUUAUGCAAGUUGGUUCGGCGAAAGCAACGUACAAAAAUCGACGGUUAUAACUAAAUUUUAUUCAAUUUCUUACUAUAACAAGAUAAACACGUAAAUGAAAAGAAAUCAUCGAUUAAUAGAAUAAUAUUAAAAAAUUGCUCUCACUUGAAAUCUGAUACGAAUCCAAAACUUUAUUACGUCUUUAUUUUAUCUUGAGGAAAAAGUUGAUAACAUCAUAAGCAGGUUCAGAAGAAGAAGAACGGUACCAAAAGAAUGGAGAUCAAAGCUGGUUUGUCAGCACUCGUUACUGGUGGUGCUUCUGGAAUCGGUAAAGGUCUUGUGCUAGCUCUUGCAGAGAAAGGUGUAUUUAUAACAAUUGUUGAUUUUUCUGAAGAAAAAGGAAGAGAAACCGCAACCCUUGUGGAGAAAAUUAAUACCAAGUUUCAUCCUAACUUACACCAUCCAUCUGUCUUGUUUGUCAAAUGCGACGUCACCAACUCAAGGGAUCUAGCUGCUGCAUUUGAGAAGCAUGUUUCAACAUAUGGUGGACUAGACAUUUGUAUUGCCAGUGCGGGGAUUAAUAACCCUAUUCCAUUCGAUAAGGACCCAACGGAUGGCACUCGUUCGUGGAGACACACUCUUAAUGUGAAUUUUAUUGCAGUUUUUGACACCACUCGUCUUGCUAUUAAAGCCAUGGAAGCUUUGAAAAGGCCUGGCACAAUCAUCAAUUUGGGUUCUGCUUCCGGUCUUUAUCCAAUGUAUGGUGACCCUGUCUAUACUGGUUCUAAAGGUGGUGUUGUUAUGUUUACUAGAGCACUCCGUUUAUACAAACGUCAAGGAAUCAGAAUCAAUGUGCUUUGCCCUGAGUUUAUUGAAACUGAGAUGGGCUUGAAGGUGGAUCCCAGACUCAUUAGUAUGAUGGGGGGCUUUGUACCUAUGGACAUGGUGGUGAAAGGUGCUUUUGAGCUCAUCACGGAUGAGAGUAAAGCCGGUCAUUGCCUAUGGAUUACUAAUCGUCGAGGUCUGGAGUACUGGCCCACCCCAUCAGAAGAAGCAAAGUACUUGACACGUCCUACACGAUUCAGGAGGAAAUCUGAAUACCAAGCUCCAUCAAUUAAACUACCAGAUAGUUUUGAGAAAACAGUUGUUCAUACCUUGACUCACAACUUUCGGAACGCUACCAGCAUUGUCAGAGCACCACUGAGAUUACCUAUCAAACCAAACCAUGUUCUUGUGAAGAUAAUUUAUGCGGGUGUAAAUGCCAGUGAUGUAAAUUUUAGCUCAGGCCGCUAUUUUGGUGGCAAUAACAAAGAGACUGCAGCCCGUCUUCCAUUUGAUGCAGGAUUUGAGGCUGUGGGAAUAAUUGCAGCUGUCGGGGAUUCUGUCACUGACUUGAAAGUUGGCAUGCCGUGUGCAUUCAUGACUUUUGGAGGCUACGCUGAAUUCACAAUGAUUCCUUCAAAAUAUGCCCUUCCAGUGCCUAGACCAGAUCCAGAAGCUGUUGCCAUGCUUACUUCAGGAUUAACAGCUUCAAUUGCUCUAGAAAAGGCAGGACAGAUGGAAUCCGGAAAAGUGGUCCUUGUUACGGCUGCUGCAGGAGGAACUGGUCAAUUUGCUGUUCAGCUUGCAAAAUUAGCUGGUAAUACCGUGGUUGCUACUUGUGGAGGUGGGGCAAAGGCCAAGCUUCUGAAAGAGUUGGGGGUCGACAGAGUCAUUGACUAUCACAGUGAAGAUAUAAAAACGGUUCUAAAGAAAGAGUUCCCGAAAGGUAUUGACAUCAUCUAUGAGUCCGUUGGUGGUGACAUGUUAAAAUUGUGCUUGGAUGCUUUGGCAGUCCAUGGACGACUUAUUGUCAUUGGCAUGAUUUCUCAGUAUCAAGGAGAAAAGGGUUGGACACCGUCAAAAUAUCCUGGACUAUGUGAGAAGCUCUUGUCGAAGAGUCAAGCUGUGGCUGGCUUUUUCCUGGUUCAAUAUAGUCACAUGUGGCAAGAACAUCUUGACCGACUAUUUGACCUUUACUCUCAGGGAAAGCUAAAGGUUGCCGUGGAUCCAAAGAAAUUUAUAGGCCUGCAUUCUGUUGCUGAUGCUGUUGAGUAUCUUCAUUCAGGCAAAAGCGCCGGGAAGGUGGUUGUCUGCGUGGACCCAACCUUCUCUAACCAUGCAGCCAAAUUAUAAGUCAACACAUGUCAAAUACAGAAGGAAGUCAAGUUUUCAGCUCUUAGCCUAAAGAGUGUUCUCAAAUGUUACUGGAAAUAGCUGCUAAACCAGUGCUGAAAUAUUCUCGAUGUUUUCUCAUUUUUUGAUUACUUGAAAGAAUAAUGCAAUUUAUUUUGGUGAGAAGAAUAAUGCAAUUAUGUAUACCAAGUUUAUGUUUACAGUUACAUUACAGAAUACAUAUCAACAGAACAAAACGAGAUAUCUUGUUCUAACAGUAACACUUCUACAUAAAAGACACAAAAAUAAUUUAUGACUUAUA
Medicago truncatula (barrel medic) is the source of this 2485-nucleotide messenger RNA. RefSeq names its product prostaglandin reductase-3. The coding region runs from base 283 to 2184 and encodes 633 amino acids. The record is from RefSeq and is a predicted model, not a curated record. Gene Ontology annotation, cellular component: mitochondrion. Gene Ontology annotation, molecular function: oxidoreductase activity; zinc ion binding. The transcript is spliced from 18 exons. Lineage: Eukaryota; Viridiplantae; Streptophyta; Magnoliopsida; Fabales; Fabaceae.